AUGGCAAAUCUUUCUGGUACUCCCCCCCACACAUGGUCAAUAGACAACAUUAAUCCCGCUGCAUCAAGAUUAGAACGGCUUCAUAUCCGUCGCAUGAAAAGUUCCCACCUCCAUCAACAUUCAUAUAAAGAAAAUACAUGCCAAAACACUGUGCCAUUUGGAGGCUCAGCUGGUAACAAUCAAGAGUUACCAACUUAUGAAGAUCUUGGUGACCGCAUUUACAUUUGUCCUGACUGUGGUGCAAAGAUGUGGUAUGAUGAACGACUUAGAAAACACCGAAAUGAGAAUCCACCAAGAUUUGGCAUGUGUUGCCUUCAAGGCAAAGUACAGCUUCCUACUUUUCAAGAUCCACCAGUUCAAUUGUUCAACUUAUUAGCUGGACAUCACCCACAAAGCAAUCAUUUUCGUAUGCAUGUUAGGACAUAUAAUAUGAUGUUUGCUUUUACAUCUAUGGGUGGAAAAAUAGAUAGAAAUGUUAAUGAUGGACGUGCACCUUAUGUGUAUAAGCUGAGUGGUCAAAAUAUGCAUUUGAUUGGUAGCAUACUCCCUACAGAUGGAGCUACUCCAAAAUUUGCUCAGUUGUACAUAUAUGAUACAUCCAAUGAAGUUGCCAACAGAAUUUCUGCAACAAGUGGAGAUAGUAGCACAUCAUCGUUAGUGGAUAUUUCUCUUGUACAGAUGCUGCAGGAUAUGCUAGAUGAGCACAAUAAGUUAGUAAAAGUAUUCCGUCGGGCUCGUGAUUAUAUUCAUGCUCAUGAGGGACAAACUAUCAAAAUUAGACUUAUGCAUAGGCGUGGGAGAAAUGUCCGUCAAUAUGAUAUGCCAACCUCUGAAAAUGAGAUAGCUGCUUUAAUUGUAGGAGAUAUUGGAUCCACUGAAUACGGUCGAGAUAUCAUCGUUCAAUACAAGACAGGAUUAUUACAUAGGAUACAUGAAAAUCAUCCUGACUUUCUGCCUUUACAGUAUCCAUUGUUAUUUCCGUAUGGUGAAGGGGGGUAUGAUGAAAAAAUACCUCAUGUGGUAAGAGGAGAGGCACCAGUAGCCAAGAUUACCUAUGUUUCUAUGCGUGAGUAUUUUGCUUAUAUGAUACAGGACAGGAAUACUGAAUAUUCUUCAAUAUUGCACGGUGGGAAACUUUUCCAACAAUUUGUUGUUGAUGCAUAUACAAUGAUAGAAUCAUACAGGCUAACCUUCAUAAGGAAUAAUCAACAACAACUACGAGCAGAAAUGUAUAAAGGGUUAACAGAUGCUUUGUUGUUGGGUGAGACUGAUGCAGCUGCAAGAGGAAAAAGGAUCAUCCUUCCUUCAUCAUUUACUGGAGGAGCACGUUACAUCAUGAAUAAUUAUCAAGAUGCAAUAGCAAUUUGCAAUUGGGCUGGUUAUCCUCAACUGUUUAUCACAUUUACCUGCAACCCAAAAUGGCCAGAAAUAACAAGAGCUUUAGAAGAAGAAGAUUUACGACUUGAAGACCGUCCAGAUUUUCUAACAAGAGUUUUCAAGAUGAAAUUGGAGCAUCUCAUGCAAGAUUUGAAGAAGGGUGAUAUUUUUGGUCCUAUUAAAGCAGCAUUGUAUACAAUUGAAUUUCAAAAGAGAGGCCUUCCCCAUGCUCACAUCGUUUUGUUUCUAGCAAACCAAUCCUAUCUUGAUUCUCCUCAAGAAAUUGACCGAGUCAUUAGUGCUGAAAUACCGGAUAAAAAUGAACAGCCAGAAUUGUUUGAAGCUGUUAGUAACUACAUGAUGCAUGGACCAUGUGGUUUAGCUAACCCAAAAUCUCCAUGCAUGGUUAAUGGCAAGUGUUCCAAAUACUAUCCAAAGCCUUUUAACUCCAACACGAUCAUUCAUGAAGAUGGGUAUCCCCGUUAUAAAAGACCGAACAAUGGUCAGUAUAUUUUGAAAAAUGGAGUUCCAUUAGACAAUAGGAGUGUGAUUCCUUACAACCCUACAUUACUGUUAAAAUAUCAGGCUCAUUUAAAUGUUGAGAGAUGUAAACAUGGGGAAUCAAUUAAGUAUUUGUUCAAAUAUGUGAGUAAGGGUCAUGAUCGAGCUACCAUAGCCUUUUACGGUGAGUCUUCAUCAGGUGAGAGGGAAGUUGUUCAUGAUGAAAUUAAAAUGUACUAUGAUGUUCGGUACUUAUCUCCAUGUGAAGCUGUUUGGAGGAUUUUUGGCUUUGAUAUAAACUAUAGAACUCCAUCAGUUGAAAGACUUUCCUUCCACCUACCAAAUCAGCAAACAAUUAUUUAUGCAGAUGAAGCUAACCUUGAUGAUGUGGUUAACCAUAAUGAAGGCAAACCAACAAUGUUCCAAGCUUGGAUGAGGGCAAAUGAAAAAUAUGAUGAAGCACGUGCUUUAACAUACUCUGAAUUCCCAACCAAAUUUGUGUUCAAAAAACCUGGUCAUUAUUGGGACUUUAGAAAAACAGGAUUCUCUAUUGGAAGAAUAUGCUAUGUUCCCCCUGGCACUGGAGAAGCCUUUUAUCUUCGUAUGUUGUUAGCAACUGUUAAAGGGCCAAGAUCUUUUGAGGAAUUGAGAACUGUUGAUGAUGUCCUCCAUCCUACAUUUAGGGAUGCUUGCUAUGCCCUAGGGUUACUAGAGGAUGACAAAGAGUACGUUGAUGCUAUUCAGGAGGCAAAUCAGUGGGCCACUCCAAAUUACCUUCGUCGCCUGUUUUGCACAUUGUUACUAUGUAACUGUAUAUCACGCCCUGAAAUUGUGUGGCAGCAAUCAUGGAAAUUAAUGGCAGAGGACAUACUUUAUAGCCAACAACAGCUGACAGGCCAUCCUGGACUUUCUCUUAGUGAUGCUGAAUUGCAAGACCAUGCUUUACAUAAAAUUGAAGAUUUGCUACAACUUAAUGGGAGAAGUCUUCAAGAUUAUCCAACAAUGCCUUAUCCAGCUCGAUCAUUAAAUGUAUCAGCGGUCAAUAAAUUGGUGCUGGCUGAGUUAGAUUUUGAUCGUAAUGUCCUUAAGGAGCAAUUACAUGUCUUUCUUCGAAACUUAACAGAAGAGCAGAGUACAAUCUACACUACAAUAAUUGACACUGUUCAUAAUGUGCGGGGAGGGCUAUAUUUUGUUUAUGGAUAUGGAGGAACUGGGAAAACAUAUUUAUGGCAAACAUUAUGUGCAUCAUUAAGAUCUGAAGGGAGGAUUGUUCUUACUGUUGCAUCGAGUGGCAUUGCAUCACUUUUAUUACCUAACGGUAAAACAGCCCACUCACAAUUUGCAAUCCCUCUUGCCAUCACUGAAGAUUCAGUUUGCAACAUUAAACAGGGAACACCACUAGCAGAGCUUUUAAUACAGGCCUCAUUGAUAAUAUGGGAUGAAGCACCAAUGGCAAACAGGCAUUGUUUUGAAGCAUUGGAUAGAACAUUACGAGACAUCAUUAGAAGAAAUGAUCCUAAUGCUAUAGGAAAACCAUUUGGCGGAAAAACUGUGGUGCUUGGAGGAGACUUUAGGCAAAUACUUCCUGUCAUACCACGAGGUGGGCGUGAAGACAUUGUCUUUGCUACUAUUAAUGCUUCAUACUUGUGGAAUGAAUGCACUGUCUUCACACUGACUAAAAACAUGAGACUAACCAAAGGUCAUUACACAGAUGAUGUAGAUGCAAUAACAAAGUUUUCAGAAUGGAUUAUUUCUGUUGGAGAUGGCAAUGUUGACAUUGAACCUGACACAGAAGAUGUUAUUACCAUACCUAGAGAUUUGUUAUUGUUUCCAUUAGGGAAUCCUAUGGAUUGCAUUAUUGACAGUACAUAUCCAAGUUUGGUUGACCGCCUAGGCGAUGGGUCUUACUUCAGGGAUCGUGCUAUCCUAACAGCUACAUUAUCUGUUGUUUAUGAAUUGAAUAGUUAUAUGCUUGCAAAGCUACCAGGUGAGGAAGUCAAUUAUCUUAGUGCUGACAGUGUUUGCAAAUCAGAUGGUGCCAACAGUUCCAUUGCAGAAAUACACUCGGUUGAAUUCUUAAAUACAAUCACAAUGUCUGGAUUGCCAAAUCACAAGCUAAGCCUUAAAGUCGGUGCUCCUAUAAUGUUGAUGCGAAAUAUUGAUAAAUCCAUAGGUCUUUGUAAUGGGACUAGGUUAAUUGUCACACGUUUGGAGAAACAUGUGAUAGGAGCUGAGAUUAUCACAGGAAGUAAUACUGGCAUGCAUGUCUUGAUUCCACGCUUAACCAUCACACCAUCUGAGACGUCUUUGCCUUUCACUCUAUGUAGAAGACAGUUUCCUGUAAUGCUAUCUUUUGUAAUGACUAUAAACAAGAGUCAAGGUCAAAGUCUUCUCAAUGUAGGGUUAUUUCUGCCUCGUCCUGUCUUUACACAUGGUCAGUUAUACGUUGCUAUCUCACGAGUGCGGCGACGGGAAGGUUUAAAAAUAUUGCUCCUUGAUGACAAAGGCACUCCUACCAAUAAAACUUCAAAUGUUGUUUAUAAGGAAGUCUUCUGUAACCUUUUGAAUUGA
Molecule: messenger RNA, 4449 nt
Organism: Neltuma alba
Lineage: Eukaryota; Viridiplantae; Streptophyta; Magnoliopsida; Fabales; Fabaceae
Exons: 5
Coding region: 1-4449 (1482 amino acids)
Biological process (GO): DNA repair; telomere maintenance
Molecular function (GO): DNA helicase activity
Source: RefSeq, a predicted model, not a curated record